Saprolegnia parasitica CBS 223.65 is the source of this 854-nucleotide messenger RNA. RefSeq lists its product as hypothetical. Gene Ontology annotation, molecular function: protein binding. The coding region runs from base 27 to 854 and encodes 275 amino acids. The record is from RefSeq and is a predicted model, not a curated record. The transcript is spliced from 3 exons. Lineage: Eukaryota; Oomycota; Saprolegniomycetes; Saprolegniales; Saprolegniaceae.
CGGUCGGAUCUUUUCGACUCGAGAUCAUGGCACCGGUCGACGACGAUUCCGACGACGACGCCGUGUGGGCAUUUGCACCGCCACCCGCGUCCGUGCUUCGUGACGCGUACACCAUCACGGACGUUGACAUGACGCCGUUCUAUGACAUCGACCCGAGCUUCGAGCGCAAGCUACAUGCCCUCGGCCCUCGGUCGCACCACGCGAAUAGCCUCCAAGUCGCAUGCCGCGACGACGUGCCGUCGCUCGAUUGGUCACAGACGUACGUGACGCAGGUGCACAUGGAGGCGCUGGCGGCGUACGUUGCGCUCACGUCGCGCCACCUCGUCUCGCUCAAUCUGUCGAAGAAUGCGCUCGGACCACGUGGCGCCGAGCUCCUUGGGCACGCGCUCAUCACCAACAACACGAUCGAGUAUCUCGACGUGAGCGAGACCGAGCUCACGGGAAGUCCGCUCCGCCCGUCCUUUGCCGGCCUCGCCAAGCUCGUCAAAGGCUGGGAGAGCAAGCGCUCGAUGUUGCGACACCUCAACGCGGGGCUGCAACCCAAUGGCGUCCGGCUUGUCUGCUCGGCACUUGCUUUUCAUCGAUCGCUUACGUCGCUCAAUGUGUCGAACAACAUGGCUGGCCUCUUCAAGGACAAGCAAGGCUACAUCGCGCUUGCGAGUCUGCUUCGCUUCUCGGGAUCGCUCACAUCUCUGGACAUGUCAAACAACCCGUUCCAGUCGGGUGCGACAUCUGCCCUCGAAGAGGCGCUCGAUGGCAACACGGCGCUCACCUCUCUCGACGCCACGGGCUGCAACGUCGCGGGAGUCUUUGAGCGAGUACAUCUACCUGCACUAUGGGACCUUCGUCUGUAG